Molecule: messenger RNA, 819 nt
Organism: Akanthomyces muscarius
Lineage: Eukaryota; Fungi; Ascomycota; Sordariomycetes; Hypocreales; Cordycipitaceae
Exons: 1
Coding region: 1-819 (272 amino acids)
Source: RefSeq, a predicted model, not a curated record
AUGUCAAAAGUCUGGCUCGUUACCGGCUCCUCUCGCGGUCUCGGUCGUGCUCUUGCAGAGGCCAUCCUCCAAGCUGGAGACUCUCUCGUCGCCACGGCGCGCAACCCAGCACAGCUAGAUGAUCUCGUCGUCAAGUACGGGCAGGACCGCGUCCUCGCCGUCUCGCUCGACGUCACCGACCCCUCGAGCGCCGACGCGGCCAUCGCCACCUGUCUCGCCAAGUUUGGCCGGCUGGACGUGCUCGUCAACAAUGCCGGCUACGCCGACGUCGCCUCCGUCGAGGACAUGUCCCUCGAGUCCUUUCGCGCGCAGAUGGAGACCAACUUCUUCGGCGUCGUCCACGUCACCAAGGCGGUCGUCCCGACGCUGCGCAAGCAAGGGCACGGCCACGUCAUCCAAAUCUCGUCGGUGGGCGGGCGCGUGGGCUCCCCGGGCCUCGCGGCGUACCAGAGCAGCAAAUGGGCCGUCGGUGGCUUCUCCACGGUUCUGGCGGCCGAGCUGGCGCCGCUCGGCGUGCGCGUGACGGUGCUGGAGCCCGGCGGUAUGAAGACGGACUGGCUCAACAGCAUGGUUAUUGCGCCCGUCAGCGAGCCCUACCUCGCGACGGUGCAGGCGCAGAUUGAUCUCCGCGCACAGCUGAGCCCGAACUGGUCUGAGCCGGCCGACAUUGUCAAGAGCGUGCUGCACGUGGCAAGCGCACCGGAGCCGCCGCUGAGGAUGCUCUUGGGAGAGGAUGCGGUCGAGAUUGGCAAAAUGGUAGCGGACAAUCUGGCGGCGUCGGAUAAGAAGUGGGAAGAUGUUGCCAGGCUCAAGGUCUAG